This is a messenger RNA of Lytechinus variegatus (green sea urchin), 952 nucleotides long. Its product is annotated as glutathione S-transferase 1-like. The record is from RefSeq and is a predicted model, not a curated record. Gene Ontology annotation, molecular function: glutathione transferase activity. The transcript is spliced from 5 exons. Gene Ontology annotation, biological process: glutathione metabolic process. The coding region runs from base 218 to 859 and encodes 213 amino acids. NCBI's taxonomy places the organism in Eukaryota, Metazoa, Echinodermata, Echinoidea, Temnopleuroida, Toxopneustidae.
GUUAUUUAUACCACUCUAUGGUAAGAAGACAGUGAUAUGGAUAACAUCAAGGCACGCUCCAACUACGUCAUGUACGUUGUCACUAAUACUAGUGCGCGAUGCGAUAGUCAGUGCAAAAUCGUCAUCAGGAAGCUUCCACUCCAUCUCAACCGGACGUUGUCUAGUUUCCUCUCCAUCACUUCCAUCUUAUUCUGUGACUCUCUAAUCCAAUUCAAAGAUGUCUACCUACAAACUGACGUAUUUCGAUGCCCGUGCCAAAGGGGAACCUGCCCGGAUGCUUUUCGAACUAACUGGACAGAAGUAUGAAGAUAUUCGGUAUGAUUUCGAGGGACAGGAGUGGCCACAGAUCAAAGGGGACAGGAAAAGGUUCCCCCUUGGUCAGCUACCCGUGUUGGAUGUAGACGGCAAGCUCCUGUUCCAAAGCAGGGCUAUUUACCGCUUUCUAGCUCGUCGCUUUCCAGGUGAUUACUAUGGAAAGAACGAUGAUGAACGUACCCAGAUGGAUGUUUUUAUGGGAAUAGUAGCGGACAUCGAGAUCGCAGUCCUGCCAGCUUUCGAAACACCAGACGCUGCUAAAAGAGAAGCAGACCUCGUCAAGGUUAGGGACAGUACUCUGAAGCCUUCAUAUGAGUUCUUCUCUCAAUCUCUUCAGAAAGCAGGAGGAAAAUACUUCAUCGGAAACAGGAUGACGUUAGCCGAUCUGAUCAUCUUCAAUCUCAUCGAUUUCUUCCUGGACAGCAGUGUUGGUCUGAAGACAUAUUUUGACCCUUACCCAGACCUGGUCAAGUACUACGAAACAAUCAAGAAUGACUCUCCUCUCACCGGAUAUCUUAAAACAAGAAAAUACACCCCUUAUUAAAUCACAAUUGAAUAAUCAGUACACUGCAAAAACUCUGGUGUUCAUUUAACACCAGCCCGGAAUCUACAAUAGUGUUAAACAACACCAGUUUCG